UCAGCUCCUCUGUCUUUCCACAGUAGAGGGGAGUUGUUCCACUGGCCUGGAUGAGUCUGAGAUCUCCCUCCACUCUCCCUCUCUUUCUUUUUCUCUGGAUGAUGUCAUUCUGUUGGAGUAAAGCGAUGGGGCUGGAUCAUCUGAGCGAGCAGAGGAGUGGAGGAGCCGCGUCCUCACCCGAAACCAGAGCGCAGACUUUGUUUUUAUUCCAAAGACUCUCUGCUCGCUUUUAGGCGGCGCGUUGUUAUUUCACUGGAAGUGAUUUUUGCAUGGCUCUUUAUUUGGCUGUGGAGAAACUGCUGAGAUACUGGACCCAGUCAGUCUGAACUGCUAUCGGCUGGUGCAAAGCGUGGAGACAAAUGGAUUGGCGAGAUUAGGAUCAGUGUGAGGGCUUUUCAGCGAUGCCUCCGCAGGGUGUUGGGGAGUACAAACCCGUCCCAGAAACUGCAGUCCCACCGGUUCCGCCCAGAAGGUUCCGCAGUAAGGAUCUGUCCAAAAAGGCUCGUCUGAGCUCGGCGGCGGAGCGCAAGGUGAAAUGCGUGCUGGUGGGGGACGGUGCUGUUGGUAAAACUAGUCUAAUAGUGAGUUACACUACCAAUGGAUAUCCCACGGAGUACGUCCCAACGGCUUUUGAUAACUUUUCAGCGGUGGUGGCUGUGGAUGGCAAGCCUGUGAAACUCCAGCUGUGUGACACUGCAGGCCAGGACGAGUUUGACAAGCUGCGGCCUCUGUGCUACACCAAUGCAGAUGUCUUCCUGCUGUGUUUCAGCGUUGUCACACCCUCCUCCUUUCAGAACGUGCAGGAGAAGUGGAUCCCUGAGAUCCGCCGGCACUGUCCUCGAGCUCCCAUCCUGCUGGUGGGCACUCAGGCGGACCUCCGGCAAGAUGUCAACGUGCUCAUCCAGCUGGACAAGUACAAAGAACGGCCGGUGGAGCCACAGGAGGCCAGCAUGUGUGCCGAGGAGGUGCGGGCUGUGUCCUACAUGGAGUGCUCGGCGCUUACCCAGAAGAACCUGAAGGAGGUGUUUGAUGCGGCCAUAUUGGCCAGCAUCCAGCACAUGGACAGCCAGCAGCAGCAGAGACUGACCAAACGUACACCUGAUAAGAUGAGGAAACUCUCCAAAUCCUGGUGGAGGAAAUACUGCUGUCUGGCAUAGAGGAAGGUCUGAGCGUGUACUUUUGAAGACUUCUGAGUAGUCAGACUCGAGCUACCUUUUGGUUGGGGAGGGAGAAAGUGACUGCAUCCAGAAGGUCAUGGAAAUUAGUGAAACAAAGCACAGGAGAAAGGAACAAGUAAAAUGGAAAUAUUCACUGCAUAUUAACUUGACUGAUCCAUCAUUUACAGUGGAAAAUGGAAAGACAUCCGUAUUGAGUUAAAUUGCGUAUGUAUUCUUUGCCUCUUAACAUCUGACCAGGGACGGCAGAUGAAAAUGAGCCUUUUUGGCUAACAUUUACAGUUCUGUCGAUACUGUCUAUAAGUGAGCACUGUCCCUGAAAAAUGAAUUAGUCUUUCAUCAGAGCAGCCAUGUUCUAAUUGAUGAUCCAUCCAUUCCUUUUAUAUUCUCUUUGAUUCAAAAAGCUGCAGAGUGGAGUCACAUGCAAUAAUACGUCUCCUUAUUUUUUCAGUGUUGAAUUAGCUGUUAAAGUCUUAACAAGAGUCCGGUUGUACACUGAAUGAGUUAAUUCAGCAUUGGGCUUUUCACUGUGCAGGGGUACCUCUCUAACACUAAUGCAGUAAGACGUCCCUGAAGUUUUCCUCUUUCGUCCAGACUACCCAGCCUACACUGUGAAAUUGCAAAAACUUCUUGGGCAGUCCAAGCAGCAGUGCAUUAAUUUGCCAUUGUAUAUUUAUACUCUUUCCUUCACCGUAAAUGCGUUGCUAAAUCCUAAUUAAAUGAACUGGACGACUGGCUAAGGCUAUCUUGGUUUCCUAUGGGCAAGUGUCCAAGCCUAAAGAGUAACUGAAGUGUUAAAUCACUGUCUAUCAAAAAAAAGCAUUCAGUGAGUUUUGGAGUACAAGCAGAUAUUCUGGUGCUGUUUGACAUCUCUGUUUACUGUCAUUGAUCCGUGCAGUUAAUGGACAGCCCUUUUCAAAAACAGCUGAACAACAGCAUCCCAGCAGUUUGGCCUCUCUUGUUUGUUUAUUUUAUUGAGUUAAUCCAAGGCUUCCAUUCAAAACAUACCGUGAGGUCAUGGUCACUCAGGCUGAGUGAGUAUUUGCCAGACCAGCUGAAAUGAACCUGAGAUGAGGGGUCAUUAUUAAACGUCAUCUUGCCAGCUGUGAAGUGAACUGUUUGGUUCUUCAGUGCUUGAGUUAGAAAGAGGGUGUUUGAUUUGAUUUGUACUGCUUAUCUGUUAUGGUAAAUGGUGGAAUAUGGGCCAGAAACAUUUAAAGCCGCCUGAAGAAUGUAAAAUGACAUUUUCCCUAUGAAAUUAGAGAUUAUUGACCAUCAUAGCGCCUUACCUGAGUUAAAUUGAGUUUUCUUAAGUUUCAGAAAGCCUUAAUAAUGCUGUUACAAAUGCAAUGUGACACUUGCAAAUAUCAGUAUAGAUGUGUGAGGUGUGUUUUAUUUAGAGUCAAUAUAUUUUUAAAGACAUAUAAACUGACCAGUGUUACCUUAUUCAAAUUCAAUAUAUCAAAAGUAUAAGGCUACCAUGAGAAAACGGGAUAUUAAACUGGUUGUUUCUGGAUGUAUAAUAGCCUGAACAUAUAUAACAUGUGAAAAAUGUCAUGUUUAACAUGGUUCAACAUGGUUUAUGUAUGUCUCAGGUAAAGCAGUAUCAUACAGGUUCAUAAAGAGUUGUUUUAUAAUCUCUGGAUGAAAAGACCCAGGGCAAUAUUUUUCCUUGUCUUUGGGCGGUUUUAAAACAAAAUAUUACUUUUAGACCAACUUUGUACUAUGAAAUAACAGUCAUUCUCCAGUAACAUUGACUAUAAUGACCAACAAUAAUAAUAAGAAUAGUUGUGCCAUUGUGUAUUACCAGUUACUCCAUAUUAUUGCUCAUCUCUGAUUAUGGUAUAUUGCUAGUGCAUUUGAAUUUCACAUGCAUGGAAAUGUCAGAAGGCAUAGUUAUGAUUGUGAAUUCACAAUGAAUACAACGUUUCUGAAGUACUAUCUUUAUUUAUAGACGACCUCAUAAACUGUACACAUUUGGAGGACAUUAUUCUGGUGUAAAUAAUUUAUCAGGUCACCCACAUCAGAUGAACUGGACAAGAAACCUGCUGAAAUGGGACAUGUGAGCAAGUGAAAAAAAGAGAGAGAUUAAUGUUUCACCAGAUGAGCAGUGGUAGACACUGGAGUAUCAAUAAGGCCCCCAUUGUCAAACGUGCUUGUACAGCAGUGAACUGAAACUGAUGUCUGUAAAGAAACUCAUGUAUCUUCACCCUGAAACAGAAAUAGGGCCUCGUGUCUACCAUUAGAGUGUACCUGAAUGUGGGGAAAUGUUAUGAAGAGAAUGAGAUGGAGUCGAAAUGAUUGGCUUUCUGGAAGUGAAUACUGUAAACCGUAAGUGUGAAUUGAAGGCUCGAAGAAUGGUUCUAAAUUCUGAGCAGAGUUUAAAACACACAUGCACACAACUGGAAGGGAAGGUGGUGUUGAAGGACUCUGAAUGCAUCUCUGAACAUUAAAGAUGGUACAUUGCUGUCAAUACAUCAACAUGUAAUUGUUAAGUUACUGUAUGAAUUCUUAUAUGUCUUUGCUGGUGACAUAAACUCUAAGACACGGGUGUGCCAAAAAGGGUUCUUUGGAGCAACGGCAUGGAAGAGCCACUUUUGGUUUCCUGAAGAAUCAAAUCCACACUGAAUGGUUCGUUUUAAAUUAUCUUAAGGCUGAAUCAAACCUGUAAAGAAAGGUUUUGUUUCUCUGUUCUAAAGAUGCCGUGUACAGAGCAGUGCUGCAACACUGUGAGCUGUCCUGUUUGCUGUGGGGACGAGUGUGCAGCAGCUGUAUGAUUUUCAAUAGACAAAGAUAUUCAGGGGAGGAGCAAGAUGAGGUAAUAACAGAAUAUGUCAAAUGCUGUACUUUUGAAAAUAAAAAUGCAGUUUGUGUACAUGCAGUCUACUUGUAUUCUCACUGUAAAAAAUUGCUAUAAAUUUACAGGCAUGAUCUUCCAGUUAUCUACUAUAUUCCUUAAAUACAGAGGAUUGCUGUAAAGAAUGUGCAUUCUAUUUAGUUACUGAGGCUUCUUUAUCUUUUUCUGGUAAAUAUGUUUUCUCCUUUUUCUGAUGCUGCAAAACGAAUAACUCACAAUUAACAGCAAUUUUGACUGGAAUUUAAAUAAAUGAAGGGUACUUUUGCACAGGGCUGUUAUUACAGCAUCAACACAGUGCUGUACAGAGAUGUAGUUUAUUUUGCAUGGUUCAUCGUCCUCAGUAAGGAGGUGCUGAAGCAUCUAGCCCUUAGCUCCUGUUAUAAAUGUGUUUUGUGGCUGUUGUCCUUGGCAGAAUAAGCACCUGCAUUAAAGUGAUCUGUUAAGGCA
This is a messenger RNA of Colossoma macropomum (tambaqui), 4479 nucleotides long. RefSeq names its product ras homolog family member Ua (gene rhoua). Gene Ontology annotation, biological process: small GTPase-mediated signal transduction. The record is from RefSeq and is a predicted model, not a curated record. Lineage: Eukaryota; Metazoa; Chordata; Actinopteri; Characiformes; Serrasalmidae. Gene Ontology annotation, molecular function: GTP binding; GTPase activity. Bases 402 to 1157 code for a protein of 251 amino acids. The transcript has 3 exons.